This is a messenger RNA of Exophiala xenobiotica, 1871 nucleotides long. Its product is annotated as arginase. Gene Ontology annotation, cellular component: cytosol; cytoplasm; nucleus. Gene Ontology annotation, molecular function: arginase activity; manganese ion binding. Bases 362 to 1441 code for a protein of 359 amino acids. The transcript has a single exon. NCBI's taxonomy places the organism in Eukaryota, Fungi, Ascomycota, Eurotiomycetes, Chaetothyriales, Herpotrichiellaceae. The record is from RefSeq and is a predicted model, not a curated record.
GGCGGAGACCGAGACGUGGGAGGGCAACGCAGUUGGAAUUUCUAUCUUACACAUUCGAGUGAGAACUACAUAAACGGAGUCAUCCUCAUUCUCUGUUUUCCUCUUGUUCUCCUUGACUUUAGUUUAUUUUUUCUCUCCUUGGGGCUGUACAUACAUACAGGUCGAAAAAGUCUGGCGUACAAAAAGCACAUUCCACUUCCAUCGUAUUUGUUUCUGGGCGGUCAUUAUCCCUUCAUAUCAAGACCAAGACGCAUCAUUCCACCCUGAACGACAACUUAGACCGCAUCCUUUGUUCCAGUACCUUGGUUGACACAUACGCACGUCUUCGCCACUACCACUACUACCACCGCCGCCGCCCAUCAUGCAACCCAAGGCGCCCGAGAAGAGCACUCCGGCCACCAGCCAUCCCGACACCAACGGUCACUCCAAGAACGGCCACUCGAACGGUCAAUACUACGACAUGUCAUCUCCGUCGACGAUCCGUCAGAAAUUCCUCACCUCCCCUUCCGACCUGGGCGUCGUCCUCGUCGGCUUCUCCGGCGGCCAAUGCAAAGAAGGCGUCGACGCGGCUCCCACGGCGCUCGUGGCCGCAGGGCUUCUCGACCAAAUGCGCGACGAACUCGGGUAUACUCUCCACGGCGACACGAGCGUGCAUGAUUACAACCAGCUCCGCCCGUCGUCGGACCCCGAGUACAGGGGCAUGAAGAACCCGCGCGCCGUGAGCGCAGUGACACAGCGACUCGCAGGACAAGUCUACGAGCAGGCCCGCGCGGGACGCAUGGUGCUCACGCUCGGCGGCGACCACAGCAUAGCCAUUGGCACCAUCGCGGGCACUGCAAAGGCGAUUCGCGAGCGGUAUGCCGGCAGGAAAGAGAUCGGCGUGAUAUGGGUCGACGCACAUGCGGAUAUCAACACACCCGAGACGAGCGAGUCGGGAAACGUGCACGGUAUGCCCGUUGCCUUUCUGACGGGGUUGGCCAAGAGCGACGAGCGCGACAUGUUUGGAUGGUUGGAAGACGACCAGACCCUGAGCACGAGUAAGCUCGUGUACAUCGGGUUGCGGGACGUGGACAGAGGCGAGAAGAAGAUACUCCGCGACAACGGGAUCCGCGCGUUCAGUAUGCACGACAUCGACCGGCACGGCAUCGGACGCGUCGUCGAGAUGGCGCUGGCACAUAUCGGUGCCGACACCCCCAUACAUCUCAGCUUCGACGUCGACGCGCUGGAUCCCAUGUGGGCGCCGAGUACCGGGACACCCGUGAGAGGGGGCUUGACGUUGCGCGAAGGUGAUUAUAUUGCCGAGUGCGUGCAUGAGACGGGCCAGCUUGUUGCCAUGGACUUGGUCGAGGUCAAUCCCAGUCUGGAGGUCGCUGGGGCGAGUGAGACGGUGAGGGCGGGUGUGAGUCUUGUCAGGUGUGCUCUCGGUGAUACAUUGCUAUGAGAAAGCAGCGUAGCAUCGUGGCUUGAGGGAAGAGCGGAUGCCGCAAGACAUGGGAAUCACGAUGAGAGCUGUUUGACCGAAGUUACGAGAGACGAAACAUGAGAGAACAGGACCCACUGCAUUUUCCUUGAGCUCCAAAGUAAGGCACUCAGGAUAGAAUUUUGGAAUAAUAGAUGGGCGAGCAAAAACGGUUGGAUGGAGUCCGGAGGGGCAGGGGGUUCAUCAGCCUCGUGCCGACUAAGUAAACUAGCGCCAUGCAAGGACUCAUGGUAAUGGGAUUGAAAAGGAGUCUCGGGAAGAUUAGAUGGGAUAUGAUACUGUAUCAACGGUAGCAACAGUAGUUCAUAGUAUCCCGAGUGACAAGGUCUCGCUACUGCCUCUCUCAGUGCAUAGCGCUCAUCAUGCUCACUAUGGCAUCUCAACUCUUCUC